Myxocyprinus asiaticus (Chinese sucker) is the source of this 4462-nucleotide messenger RNA. Its product is annotated as NACHT, LRR and PYD domains-containing protein 3-like. NCBI's taxonomy places the organism in Eukaryota, Metazoa, Chordata, Actinopteri, Cypriniformes, Catostomidae. Gene Ontology annotation, molecular function: protein binding. The transcript has 13 exons. Bases 103 to 3324 code for a protein of 1073 amino acids. The record is from RefSeq and is a predicted model, not a curated record.
CUUUUGUUUGUUACAGACGAUGUCAAACGCAACAUCUGAAACUGGUGAAACUAAACACAGUUCUGCACAAUAUGAAAUUUACAAUCCAGAUUUGUGUCAGCAAUGAGUAAACAGACUAUGGAUCCUCCACUGCAAGGUGAAGAUGGAACCUCUUCUGAACACAGGCCAGUCCAGCAGAGGAGAAACUCAAUAGAUCAGUCGAUUCAUCUUAAAGAUGGCAGUUCUGAACACAGAAGAAUGAAAUCAGACUCAUCAGAGUCCAGCUGUGUGUCCAAGAUCAGUGUCGGGUCAAAGAAUAUAGAUCCUCCUUCUUUUGGUGGUUUCAUCAAGUCUGAACACAGACCUCACCAGCAGGAGAGACCAAGCUCACCAGAGUGCAGUUGUGUUUCCAUGAGGAGUGAUGGGUCAGGAGAUCUUCCACUUGUUUGUGGCAUACAUUCAAAAGCCAGUGAUGCACUCAAAUCAUAUCUGAAGACAAAGUUUCAGUGUUUGCAUGAGGGAAUAGCACAUCACAAGAACCCAACACUCCUCAAUGAGAUCUACACUGAGCUCUACAUCACAGAGGGUGGAGAAAUAAAUAAUGAAAAUGAGAUCCGACAGACUGAAGCAUCGUGCACGAGAGCAGCAACAGAGCACACACCAAUUAAAUGCAAUGACAUCUUCAAACCCUUACCUGAACAAACUUUUACCCCAGAAAAAAACAUCAGAACUGUCCUGACAAAGGGUGAUGCUGGCAUCGGAAAAACAGUCUCUGUGCAAAAGUUCAUUUUGGACUGGGCUGAAGGGAAAGCAAAUCAAGACAUUCACUUGAUAUUUCCACUUCCUUUCAGAGAACUCAACUUGAUUAUGGAUCAAAAGCUUAGUCUUACUGAUCUUCUUCACAGCAUUUUUGCAGAAACAAAAGAAGUGGCCAUAUCUAAUGAUGAAUUUAAAUUUCUCUUCAUUUUUGAUGGUUUGGAUGAGUGUCGUCUGCCUCUGGAUUUUCAGAGUAAUGUGAGGUUGUGUGAUGUAAAUGAAUCAGCUUCAGUGGAUGUUCUGCUGACAAACCUCAUCAAUGGGAAUCUGCUUCCUUCUGCUCUCAUCUGGAUCACCUCCAGACCAGCUGCAGCUGAUCGCUUCUCUUCUGAGUGUGUUGAUCGAGUGACAGAGGUACGAGGCUUCAAUGACCCACAGAAGGAGGAAUACUUCAGGAAGAGAAUUAGUGAUCAGAUCCUGGCUAAUAAAAUCAUCACACACCUGAAGUCAUCAAGGAGCCUCUACAUCAUGUGUCAUAUACCAGUGUUCUGCUGGAUUUCAGCCACUGUUCUAGAGAGAAUGUUGAGUGAAGCAGAGAGUGGGGAGAUCCCCAAAACUCUUACUCAAAUGUACACACACUUUCUGAUUAUUCAAGCAAACUUUAAAAAUGAGAAAGACUAUGAUAACACAGUGACAGAUGAAGACAUGAUUCUCAAACUGGGGAAACUGGCUUUUCAACAGCUUAUGAAAAGCAGCUUGAUCUUCUGUGAGGAAGAUCUGAGAGAGUGUGGCAUUGAUGUUACGGUAGCAUCAGUGUACUCUGGAUUGUGCACUCAGAUCUUCAUGGAGGAGUUUGGACUGUGUCAAAGGAAGGUGUACUGCUUUGUCCAUCUGAGCAUUCAGGAACAUCUGGGAGCUUUAUAUGUUCAUCACUCCUUCACAAACCAUAACAUGAAUGUGUUUCACCAAAUUACUGAACCAACUCAUGAAGUAACUAAUACACAGAUUUCAAUGUCAGACCUGCACAAGAGAGCUGUGGAUGAGGCCUUAAAGAGUAAAAAUGGACAUCUGGACCUUUUUCUUCGCUUUCUUCUGGGGUUCUCCCUGAAGUCCAAUCAGACUCUCUUGCAAUGCCUACUGACACAGACAGGAGGACAUUUCGAAAGCCAAGAGGAAAUAGUCAAGUACAUAAAGAAGAAGAUAGAGGAAUAUACCACUCCAGCUAAAUUUAUCAAUCUGUUCCGCUGUCUUAACGAUCUGGGUGACAACACACUGGAAGAACAAAUUCAACGUUAUCUGAACGCUAGAGCUCUUACAACAGUGAAAUUCUCCCCCUUACAGUGGUCAGCUGUGGUGUUUGUUCUUCUGACUUCACAGAACUUGAAAAGGUUUGAGUUAAAGAAAUAUGCCUGGAAAACCAAAUGUGUACAAAUGGUGCAAGUUCUUCAGCAUCUACUACCAGUAGUUGAAGCAUCCACAUCAGCUCAGCUUGAUCACUGUGAACUGACAGCAAAAAGCUGUGCCCCUAUAGCCAAAGCUCUCAGCUCUGAGUCUUCAUGUUUAAGGGAAUUGAAUAUGAAUGGAAAUUGUCUGCAGGAUGAAGGAGUAAAGCUGCUCUCUGCAGGAAUACAGAAUCCUCACUGUAAACUUGAAAUACUGAGGCUGGGGGAUAGUGGUGUCACAGGUGAAGGUUGUGCUGCUCUGGCUUUAGCUUUGACAUCAAACCCCUCACAUCUAAAAAAACUGGAUCUGUCUAACAACAAUCUAGGAGAUUCAGGAAUAAAGCUGCAUGAUGUGCUGGAGAAUCCUCACUGUAAACUGGAGAUACUGAAGUUAGAUAAUUGCUGUAUAAGUAAUGAAAGUUGUGCUGCUCUGGCUGCAGCUCUGAGUUCAAACCCCUUAUACAUGAAAGAUCUGAAUCUGUCUAGAAAUAAACUAGGAGAUUCAGGAGUGAAUCUGCUCUUUGCUACACUGGCAAAUCCUCAAUGUAAACUGGAAAUUCUGAGGCUGAAAGAGUGUGGUCUUACAUAUGAAGGUUGUGCUGCUCUGGCUUUAGCUCUGAGAUCAAACACACACCUUAAAGAGCUGGAUUUGUCUAGAAAUAAACUUGGAGACACAGGAUUUAAACUACUCUUUGAUCUACCUGAGAAUCCUGACUUCAGACUUGAAGCACUGUGGCUGGUUGGUUGCAGUGUGACAGGUGAAGGUUGUGCUGCUCUGGGUUCAGCUAUGCUUUCAAACUUCUCAUGCUUAAAGGAACUGAAUCUCUCUGAAAACAAAAUUGGAAACUCUGGAGUGAAGCUGCUCUCUUCAGCGCUGGAGAAUCCUCACUGCAAAUUGGAGGCCCUGGGGCUGAAUUAUUGUGAUGUCACAGAUGAAGGCUGUUCUGCUCUGAUAUCUGCUCUGAAAUCAAGGUCUUCGUUCCUAAGAAAGCUGCAUCUGUGUGGGAAUAAACUUGAAGAUUCAGCAAAGGAACUCUAUGAUCUACAUACAGAUCCACAGUGUAAACUUGAAAAAGUAAAUUUAAACAUUAAAAGUGGAUCAUUUUCUCAAAGCUUUGAUCAGGAACAGAGACUGGAAUCACAGUGAUCCUCCUGCGCAGACUUAAAAAUAAUUCUCAUGUAUUUUAUAUCAUUGAUCAGCUAGCAAUAGGGGAAAACAGUGUGAUUUGUUUUAAAUGUGUUGCGGCGGCUGUUGGGCAUCAAUACUUGAGAGAGCCGCACUGAAAUCUGAACAUACUACUACAUCCUUUACACCCGUUUCAUUAAUCCAUCUUAAUGCCAUCACAAUUGCCAUCAUUUCCCCUGUGAACACUGAUAACUUAUCUGAUAUCCUUACCUUCCUUGAAAUUUGCAAUUUUGGUAUAACAAAUGCUAUACCUACUUGUCCACUACUUGGAUUCUUUGAUGCAUCCAUAAAUAUUUGAGUAAUAUGUCCAUACUUUCUCCACAAAUACUCCCUCACUCGGAUUACUUCAUGCUCACUCUGACCUUCUUUUUAUCUACAUUCCAGUAGUGUUAAAUCUACAAGUGGUUGAGGCAAAAUCCACAACGGAACAGCUGGCAGGAUCACUCUUGGUGUAAUUCUAAAAUCCUUUAUACCCAUCUCCUUUACUAGAUCCCCUACCACCCAACAGAAACUAUUUUUUUUUUCUUCCCAUACUCCCAACACUGAUCUAAUAAUUUUAAGGUGGGAUGUGAUUUGUCCUGUCCCUUAAGAUUUGCCCAGUAGACCACUAUCAGCUGUUGUCUUCUUACCCGAAGAUCUCACAGUAGGCUUCACCAUAUAUGUCUCUCUCACAGCGUGAACUACUCCUCUCUCACGCAUGCGCACUGCUUGACAGAGAGAACUCACACCACACAGAAUCCUCACUGUAAACUGGAGAUAAUGAAGUAUGUGAUCUUAAAAAAAUAAAAAGUACUACACUAAAAAAAUACUCAAGUAUGGUCUCUCUGGUUUUUUUCCCCCUGCAGGUUAGAUAAUUGCUGUAUAAGUAACAAAAGUUGUGCUGCUCUGCCCCCUGCCAUAGGGAUCUACCUAGGGCACCAGAAUGGUCUGAAAUGACCCUGCCUCAGGCUAUCCAUCUCAUGAACAGUUAAAACUGCCCCAUUGAGCAAUAAUUAAUGUGCAAUACACAGCUUCAUCUAUUUAUAUUUAUCCAACAUACCACACCUCUUCUGCCAUUACAUUCCCUUGCUUCUGUUUAUUACAUAUUUUUAUUUGUAUA